Stegodyphus dumicola is the source of this 1548-nucleotide messenger RNA. RefSeq lists its product as uncharacterized. Lineage: Eukaryota; Metazoa; Arthropoda; Arachnida; Araneae; Eresidae. The record is from RefSeq and is a predicted model, not a curated record.
UGUCUGUCUAUUUAUUUGUGUGUGGGAGUCUGUAAAACUAGUGGAAUAAAAUAUUUAACUUCACGGAAGCGUUGACUGCAACUCAUUUAAAAUUUGUGUUACUGACAAUGAGUGGUAAUGGUCAGAACCAUCAGGUACCGAAAGAAAAUGAUGAUGCUGGUGAUGGACCAGAAGAAGAUGAUGAUUUUGGUGAAUUCGAAGGAUUUGAAGGUGGAAUAGAACGAAUGCAGGCACAACCUGCACCUUCACCAUGGGCAACUUUUCCAGAUUUACUACCUGUUCAAACAAGCCCAGCUACCCCUGCAGAUGAUGGACAAGCUUCUUGCUCCAGGAUAUCAAAUGCACCUUCGCGAGAAGUUUGGCAGCCAGCUGCUCCUGUUUUGCCAUGGCCAGGACCUAGCACUAGUCGAGAAGAUCCACGACCUAUGCCUCAGCAAAUGCGUACUCUUAAUCCACCAGAUGUUUCUCUGGGCACAAAUCAAGCAGUUGGUGGACGUGUAACACCAGAUAAUGUCCAUGAUGCUGCUCUUGCGGUUGUAAUGGACCACAUGGAUGGUGGAAUGGUUGAUCCCAGAUUACCUCUUGCGCAAGCAGAUAUGUUAAAUAUACAACUAGAAAAUGCAGAAAAUGAGAGAGCUCAGCUAGAAGAACAAGUUGAUGGACUAAGACAAAGAAAUAUUGAACUAGAGCAGCAAGUUAAUAGCUUUCAUGCUCAAGUUAAUGAGCUGAAUACUAGACUACAAAGAAAUCAGGAAAUACUUGAGCAACAGUUGUCUGAAAUGAGACAGUUUAAUAAUGCUGAUUGGAGGCAAGAUCUCAGGCGAAUGCAGGAGGAAAUGAUGGCCAUUAAACAAUCUCAGAUCACUGAAAGGAGUGAAUUAGAAGCAUCGAGGAAUAUGCUAGAAGAAAUGAAGACUAUAGUUUGUAACAAAUUACAAACCUUAGAGUCAAAUUUAUAUAAAGAAUAUGCUGAAAUGGAAAAAAGGUUGUUUAAAAAAUUUGAUGACCAGUGCCAUGAAGUGAAAGAAGCAGUACAGAAUGUCAUUCAAGAAACUACACAUCAAGUCUCUGGAAAUUUAUCACAGCUUGUUUCUGAAGUUGUACAGAAUCCUAAUUGUGGAGAACACCAGGGAAAUAAUUUAUUACAAUCAAUCAAAAUAGAACUAGAAAAACAUAAAGACCAACAAAAAAGGGUUUUGGAGGAAGAGAGGCAAAAACAACUAACAACUUUGUCGUCAGCUUUACAGUCAGCAUUGCAGCAUCUAAAUAGUGCAAUCAAUGAUGAUUCAAAAUUGAAAGGUGGAGACAUAUCUUGAUAUGAUAUCUUCAAAAACUCAUAGUUUAAGAAUCAUAGGAAACUGCACAAAAUUUGAAAUUUUUUAUGUGUUCAUUCAAUUUAUAUUUGUUCAGAAAAGAUUACAUAUGAGACUAACAUCAUAUAUAUAUAUAUAUGUAGUAUCAUUUUGAGGUGUGAAUUGUGGCUGUGUAUUUUAUCACAGGAAUUGUAAAUAGUGAAAUUAUUACUUCAAAAUAUAUGUUUUGAUGUUA